GGGAGACAGCUGUGCUGUAAUACAUAGCACCCAGAUUUAUCCAAAGUCUGCUCCAACAUUCCGCAAAAUACGAGGCCCUCUCUCAAAUCUCCGGUCACCAAACCGGGCAUGGGAACUGAAACCUGACUGCAUAUUGUCCCUUACUUUAUCAGCACAUAGGCCAGUUAUCAAGUGAAGAGGCCUGUACUUAAGAAAUUCUCCAAGCUUUUGUUGUGUCUGUUAAUAUAUUGCACCAGGAAGCUAAGAUAUUGGGUGUGUUUAUUUAGAAUGGAACACGCUGAAGGCCCUGUAAGUGAAAGGGAAUCUUAAAGGAUGCCGGAGCAGAACAAUGGAUUUCUCCUUCUCUUUCAUGCAAGGGAUCAUGGGAAACACAAUUCAGCAACCGCCGCAGCUCAUUGACUCGGCCAACGUCCGGCAGGAUGGGGCCUACGACCCCGGCAGGGGGGAGGGGGGUCCCUCGGCCUACGAGUCUGCCCUGGAGUCCAGCUUCUCCUACCCCUCCGAGGACCUGCCCGGGGUGCCGAACGGUUACCCUCCCGGCGCCGGCCUGUACGAGCCCCAGGCCAAGUACGCCAUGUACUCCCAGUUCCCCAACGGCUCGGCCAACGGCUACGGCGCGAUACGCGGGUACAGUGACCACUGCCUGCUGCCGGGGGAGGGCACGGUGCUGAGGGCGCCCGUCGCCCAGGAGAAACCCCCCUCCCCGCCCCCACUCCACCAGCACCUCCAGCACCACCAGCACCACCAGCACCACCUCUUCCACCAUCCGCUCCUCCACGGCUCUCCGCCUCUCCCUCCUCCUCCGCAGCACCCUCCGUCCCCCGUCCUGCCCCCUCCCCCGACCCUGCUCCUCCCCUUCUGCCCCUCGGCGCCUGCCCCGCCCCCCGCCCCGCCCUCCGUCCUCUCCGGCGCGUCGAAGAAGACCAGCUCCCCGGAGAUCAAGCUGAAGAUCAUCAAGACGUACCACAACGGCCGGGAGCUGUUCGAGUCCUCGCUCUGCGGGGACCUCCUGCAGGAGUUCCAGGCCAGCCAGGCCUCCCGCCGCCGCCACGAGCGCAAGAAGGAGAGGAGGAAAAAGGCCAGAGGGAGCGAGCUGCUGCCGGCCGCACAGAGGCAGGAGGAGGCGCAGGAGCAGGACUGGGGGCAGGGACAGCUACGGCCACAAGGGGGCGCUGCCGCCGAGCCCACGGCUGACCCACAGGAGCAGGGAUGUGAAGGGGCAGGGGUGGGGCCCAAACAGGAACAGGUGGUCCUCAGGAGCCCCAAAGUAGAGCCUGAGGAGCAGAGUAUUCAGAACUAUGACCCCGCGGCCAUGACCAGCCCAAGCCUUUGUGGGGACCGCUUGGUGGGAGACCUGGUUUGGGCCAAGGUGGGGACGUACCCUUGGUGGCCCUGCAUGGUGUCCUGUGAUCCGCAGUGGGACGUCCACACCAGGAUAAACACUCGAGGACACCGGGAGUACCAUGUCCAGUUUUUCGGGAGUGUGGCGGAACGGGCGUGGGUCCAUGAGAAGAGGGUGGUGGAGUACGAGGGGCAGGACCAGUUUGAGCAGCUGCAGACCGAGACCCUGCGCAAGACCACCAACCCUGUGGAGAGACAGAAGCUCCUGAGGCCCAUCCCGCAGCGGGAGCUGGCUCAGUGGGAGGUGGGCGUGGGCCAUGCGGAGGACGCUCACCUGAUGAGCAGGGAGGGCCGGAUCGAGAGCUACACCUUCAUCUACGUGGACCCCGGGGCCAUGCUCCCUACCGGCCCCGCCAAGGGGCGGGCUGCCAGGCCGGCGCGGAGGGCGUCCCGGGGGUCCCGAGGGUCCGGGGGCGGCAAGGGGGACCAACACACGCCCCCACGGAGACAGCAGCCCCGGCGGCAGUGCAGCACCUCCAGUGCCGGGGAACAGGAGCCAGGCCUCGUCUCUCCCAAACGGGAGGAGCAGGAGGAGGAGCAGGAGGAGCAGGAGGAGCACAAGCCCUCUGUCGCCACCUCCCCCUCGCCCCUGGAGCCCCAGCCCCGCCCACAGUCCCCGCCCGUCAAAACCGCCUGGAAGACAGCGGCGGCCCGCAAGCUCCUCCCCCUGUCCAUCACCAUGAAGAGGCUGAACGUGGAGAUCACCAAGUGCGACUGGACCCUGUACCGCGAGAAGGCCCCGGAGAGGGAGGGGAGGCACUCGCCCAAACCCAAGGCCUCGGAGAGGGAGGGGAAGCACUCGCCCAGGAGCUGCAGUGGUAAAGUCGAUGCGGGUGUCAGGGAGCAGGAGAAGCAGGAGAGGGUCGUUUCACCUGGCGGACGGAGGGGUGACCAGAGCUCGGCACAGCACGGAGCGGCCGAGACCGUGUCAGGGGCCGUGGACCGCAAGCCACAGCGCAGGUCGGUACGAACGCGUUCUGAGUCAGAGAAAAUCACGGAUCCUGUACCGAAGAAGAAGGUGAAAAAAGAGCAGGCAGACACUCUCCCACAAGCUGAUCUGAAGACAGGGUCGCAAAAAGGGGCCAGCGAGAUCUCCGACUCCUGCAAACCCCUGAAGAAGAGGAGUCGAGCCUCCACCGACGUCGAGCCGGUCAGCUCGCAGUACCGCGACACGUCCGACUCUGACUCUCGGGGGCUCAGCGACCCGCAGGUGGAGUUUGAGAAGUGUUUGGACAGCCCGGCGGCUGCAGACAUGGAGCUCUCUGACACCCAGUCGUUGGACUCCAACCUGUCGGGUCAGGGCAGCUUCGGGUCCAGAAAGGACACAGUCUGUCAGAUAUGCGAGGCUUUCGGGGAUGACCUGGUGCGUUGUGAGGGCGAGUGUAACAGGCUGUUCCAUUCUGCGUGUCUGGGGCUGGACUGCUCCUCUGGGGAGAACUUCACCUGUACGGAAUGUAAGACAGGUACACACGCCUGCUUCUCCUGCAAGGCGUCGGGCGGUGACAUCAGGAGGUGCGCUGUGGGCGGGUGUGGCCGCUUCUACCACGAGUCCUGCGCCCGCAAGCACACGGGGGCGACCUCCGACCCCAGCGGCCUCCGCUGCCCCCAGCACAGCUGCGCCACCUGCUGUCUGGAGAGAGACAUGCACAAGGCCUGUAAAGGGCGUAUGAUGUGCUGCAUACGGUGUCCGGUGGCGUACCACACAGGAGACGGCUGCGUAGCGGCGGGCAGCGUGGUCCUCUCUCCGCACAUCAUCAUAUGUAGCAGCCACUCCGCCUCCACAAAGAACGGCCCCGCGCCGUCGCCCGUCAACGUGGCCUGGUGUUUCCUGUGCUCCCGAGGGCUGUUAGUGCAGGACCGCACAGACAUCAUAUUACGCUCAUACGCCUAUAAGUCCCACUACCUUCUGACUGACUCCAACGGUGCUGAUCUGAUGAAAUUACCCAUGAUUCCUUCCUCCUCGUCAGCUACCAAAAAGAAUGUUGGGAAAGAGGGAAGACUGCUGUCCUGUGGGGCGUGCCCCGCCUCAUAUCACCCAGAGUGUCUGAACAUUGAGAUGCCGGAGGGGUCGUGGCUCUGUAACGAUUGCAGGGCGGAGAAAAAGCCUCACUACAAGCAGAUCGUCUGGGUCAAACUGGGCAACUACCGGUGGUGGCCAGCUGAAAUCUGUAAUCCCCGCCUGGUCCCCUACAACAUCCAAUCCCUGAAGCAUGACAUCGGGGACUUCCCCGUUUUCUUUUUUGGGUCCCACGACUACUUCUGGAUCAGUGGGGGGCGGGUCUUCCCUUACAUAGAGAAUGACAGGCAUAUUGCCAACGGCCAGAUCGGCAUCAACAAGACCUUCAGAAAGGCUCUGGAAGAGGCUGCUAAGAGGUUCCUGGAGCUGAAGGCACAGAGGGAGAGCAAAGAGGCUCUGGAGCAGGAGCGCCACCACACCCGAAAACCCCCUCCCUACAAGUUCAUCAAGUGUAACAGGCCGGUGGGGAAGGUGCAGAUGUACGUGGCGGACCAGUCGGAGAUCCCGCGCUGUAACUGCAGGCCGACGGACGAGAGCCCGUGUGGGCAGGACUCGGAGUGUCUGAACCGCAUGCUGCAGUACGAGUGCCACCCGGAGGUGUGCCCGGCCGGCGAGCGCUGCCAGAACCAGUGCUUCUCCAAACGCUUGGCCCCCGCCACCGAGGUCAUCCGCACCGAGGGCCGCGGCUGGGGCCUGAAGACCAAGCAGGACGUGAAGAAGGGGGAUUUUGUGAUGGAGUACGUAGGCGAGCUGAUCGAUGCGGAGGAGUGCAGGCAGCGAAUAAAACGCUCUCACGAGAACCACGUGACCAACUUCUACAUGCUGACCCUCACCAAGGACCGGGUGAUUGACGCCGGGCCCAAGGGGAAUUUCUCCCGCUUCAUGAACCACAGCUGCAACCCCAACUGCGAGACGCAGAAGUGGACGGUGAACGGGGACGUGCGGAUCGGCCUUUUCUCCGUGUGCGACAUCGAGGCCGAGGCUGAACUGACCUUUAAUUACAACCUGGACUGCCUGGGUAAUGGCCGGACCAGCUGCCGGUGCGGGGCGGAGAACUGCAGCGGCUUUCUGGGAGUGCAGCCCAAGAGCGCGGUGGUCAUAGAGAAGGAGGAGAAGGCGCGGAACGCCAGGCUGAAGCCAAAGAAGCGCAAGGUGAAGGUGGAGAGCAGGCAGACCCACGACUACUUCUGCUUCUGCUGCAGCGAGGGAGGGGAGCUGGUCAUGUGCGACAAGAAGGACUGCCCCAAAGCCUACCACCUGCUGUGUCUCAACCUGACCAAACCACCCUAUGGGCGCUGGGAGUGUCCGUGGCACCAGUGCAGCGUGUGCCAGCGUCCGGCCUGCUCCUUCUGUGAGUUCUGCCCCAUGUCUUUCUGCCGGGACCACGACAUCGGGGCGCUGGUGCCCUCUGCCCUGGAGGGCCGCCUCUGCUGUCCCAGCCACGAUCCUCAGAGCCCCCUGGACCCCGGGGCCCAGCUGGCCAAGGUCAAGGUCAAAGAGGAGCCUGUGGAGCCUGAGGAAGAGGAGGAUGAGGAAGGAGUGGAGUGAUGGUGCCUCCUGCU
Conger conger (European conger) is the source of this 4980-nucleotide messenger RNA. RefSeq names its product histone-lysine N-methyltransferase NSD3-like. Gene Ontology annotation, cellular component: nucleus; chromatin. Bases 329 to 4966 code for a protein of 1545 amino acids. Gene Ontology annotation, biological process: regulation of DNA-templated transcription. The transcript has 23 exons. Gene Ontology annotation, molecular function: protein binding; histone H3K36 methyltransferase activity. Lineage: Eukaryota; Metazoa; Chordata; Actinopteri; Anguilliformes; Congridae. The record is from RefSeq and is a predicted model, not a curated record.